Molecule: messenger RNA, 3625 nt
Organism: Stegostoma tigrinum
Lineage: Eukaryota; Metazoa; Chordata; Chondrichthyes; Orectolobiformes; Stegostomatidae
Gene: tm9sf2
Product: transmembrane 9 superfamily member 2
Exons: 19
Coding region: 70-2070 (666 amino acids)
Biological process (GO): protein localization to membrane
Cellular component (GO): membrane
Source: RefSeq, a predicted model, not a curated record
CCCAGAGACUGUAAAAAUGCGCUAUACUUCUAUUUCUUUUGAUGUGUUCGGGAUGUAAAAAGGGAGGAUAUGACCCGAAGUACCUGCUCUGCAACAUUACCUAUGAGCAGUUCAGAUGAUGUCGAAUAUUUUUGGAGCUGCACUAUCCAGGCAGAUGGGGAGUAUUCCAUCACACUCCUGACUUGUGCCUUGUAUAUAGAAGGUGGACAGGUUUUGGGAAAUCAGGAGAAUUCUAUUGAACUAUUUGUGAACAGGUUAGACUCAGUGGAAUCUGUCUUGCCUUAUGAGUAUGCCGCAUUUGAUUUCUGUCAAUUGGAAGAGGAAAAGCGUCCCUCGGAAAACCUUGGACAAGUCUUGUUUGGUGAGAGGAUUGAGUCAUCUCCAUACAAGUGUAGAAAUACAACAGGGAAGUUUUUAGAGUUCCACUUUAAGAAGGAAGAGGUGUGUAAGCACGUCUGUACAAAAAAAUAUAACCCGGAAAGCAAGGAUGACAAAUCAAAGUUGACAUUUCUGAAGAAUGGCAUGCAAUUAAACUAUCAACAUCAUUGGAUUGUUGAUAAUAUGCCAGUCACAUGGUGCUAUGAUGUGGAAGAUGGUCAGAAAUUCUGUAAUCCAGGGUUUCCCAUUGGUUGCUACAUAACAAAAGAUGGUCAUCCAAAAGAUGCAUGUGUUAUUAGUUCUUCCUUCAAUGAGAAAGACACUUACUAUAUUUUCAAUCAUGUGGAUAUCACAAUAUAUUUCCAUAGUGAAGAUGGGACUGAAGCAAGACUUGUGGCUGCCAAGUUAGAACCAAAAAGCUUCAAGCACACACAAGUUGAUAAGCCCGACUGCUCAGGACCACCUUUGGGUAUCCCAAAUGUAUUCCAAGAGAAAAUUAGUAUUGCCUAUACCUACUCUGUCAAAUAUGCUACAUCAAAUAUUAAGUGGGCAUCAAGAUGGGAUUACAUUUUGGAAUCUAUGCCUCACACCAACAUUCAGUGGUUUAGCAUUAUGAAUUCCUUGAUAAUUGUCCUGUUCCUUUCUGGUAUGGUUGCUAUGAUAAUGCUUCGAACCUUGCAUAAGGACAUAGCAAGAUACAAUCAAAUGGAUUCAGCUGAAGAAGCCCAGGAAGAAUUUGGAUGGAAAUUGGUACAUGGUGAUGUCUUUAGACCGCCUCGGAAAGGAAUGAUAUUAUCCAUUUUCCUGGGUUCUGGCACUCAAAUCUUUAUCAUGAUGUUUGUUACUCUAUUUUUUGCAUGCCUGGGAUUUUUGUCACCUGCAAACAGAGGUUCUUUGAUGACUUGUGCAGUUGUCUUGUGGGUGCUGCUUGGGACCCCAGCAGGCUAUGUAGCUGCCAGAUAUUACAAAUCAUUUGGUGGGGAGAAAUGGAAAACAAAUGUAUUAUUGACCUCUCUUCUGUGCCCAGGGGUUGUUUUUGCUGAUAUCUUUAUCAUGAAUCUGAUUCUUUGGGGUGAAGGCUCUUCAGCAGCUAUACCUUUUGGAACAUUGGUUGCUGUUCUCGCUUUGUGGUUUGGCAUAUCAGUGCCUCUAACCUUCCUUGGUGCCUAUUUUGGCUUCAAGAAGCAGACAAUAGAGCAUCCUGUUCGCGUCAAUCAAAUUCCACGCCAGAUCCCUGACCAGUCAUUCUACACAAAGUCUACACCUGGAAUCAUUAUGGGUGGCAUAUUGCCAUUUGGAUGUAUUUUCAUUCAGCUUUUCUUCAUUCUCAAUAGUAUAUGGUCUCACCAAAUGUAUUACAUGUUUGGUUUCCUAUUUCUGGUGUUCAUUAUUCUCAUCUUCACGUGUUCCGAAGCAACUGUUCUUCUCUGUUAUUUCCACCUUUGUGCUGAGAAUUACCACUGGCAAUGGCGAUCAUUUCUCACUAGUGGAUUUACAGCAGUGUAUUUCUUAAUCUACGCAGUCCAUUAUUUCUAUUCCAAACUCCAGAUAACUGGAACUGCCAGUAUCAUUUUGUAUUUUGGAUACACGAUGAUAAUGACGUUGAUCUUCUUCUUACUCACAGGAACUAUUGGGUACAUCGCAUGUUUUUGGUUUGUGACCAAGAUUUACAGUGUUGUCAAGGUGGAUUGAAAGAACUAUCUUUCUGGAGAAGUGUACGUUUUUUUGACAGAACUUUUGUUUACCAAGUUGAUUUGAUGUCUUGCACACGGAAGAGUCUGGUUAAAUCAGAAGAGCUAUUGUACAAAAUACUGGCACCAAGUUUAUAUUUUUUAACUAAAACUUGUUGGGAUAUAAAUCAUUUUGAAAUGAAUGCACACUUGUUCAUUUUGAACAAAAAUCUGUCCUGUUUGCUUUUUAACAUUGGGAUUUGUUUAAAAUUUCCAUUAUAUUUUAUAACUAGAUUUGCACAGUUGCAACAAAGGUAUUUGUGACAAUAAUGUUUCUGUAAAUUGUGGUAUACACUGUCUACUGAAAUAAAAAUCUUCAAAAGACCUGUACGUUUUAAGAUAACAAAAACUCAGUGCAAUAAGCCAAAAAGACUUGGUUUCUGAUUAAAAUGCAUUUGGUUACUUGUUGCUUUCUCCAUUUUUCUACUCUCAUUAUUUAUUAAGAAACAAUACUGUUGUUAUGCAAGCAAUUAAGGAGUUUCUUUUCACUUCUUCCUUUUUGCCGCCUUUUCAUGAGGUGUUGAUAUUUUUAUUGCCUCCUAUUAUGACAGCAGAGGGGGAAAUCUUCACGUGAAUGGGUUAUUAUUCAUAAAUUGACAUUCCAAGUUUAAUUUAGUGGCAGGAAAUAAUUCAUUGCUACGACGAAGCUGGCAAUGAUCUGUUUAAGAAGCGGCAACAUUGCCUUGAGAAUGGUUAAUCUGUCACUAGAACAGAAUGAAAAAUAUAUGUAAAUCCAAUUUGGCCUAAAAUAGAUUAUUAAAAGCUUACAUCCACAGAAUUUCCUGACUGGCUUUGUCAGCUGCAGCACUUAUUUUCUAUCUCAUCAAUUCUCAAAAAAGAUUGUUAUUCUUGUUUUAUUUUACCCAUGUUGAGUUAGUUGGCUCGCCUGAUGGAAAUUUGUCUCUUGAUAUUUUCCUACUAUAGUUUUUUAGUGUCACUUGCAUAAUUCUCUCUUCGCUUGGCAAAAACUUCAGUCUUGCCGCAUCACCCUGCAAUGCAGAAAGAAGCUUUAAAAACUAUUUUUAAAAAAUGCAGACAUAUAAAUUGGAUAGUAAAGUGUAGGAAGAGUAGCAUACUGGAGAAGACAGGAGGCUGGUGAAUGCUGGAGAAGAUGGGAAGGAAAGAGGAGGAAAAUAGAGAAAUGACCAUUUCCCAUGCUUGUUUUCUUUGUAUCUACAUAAUACACUAGUGAAUGUAAAGGAAAUAUCUUACAUUAAUUGGAGGUUUAACUUUGAUGCUAAUAGGCCUAUUUUGUUGAUUUUAUGAUGAUCAUUUGAACACUUAUUUACUUAUAUUAAAAAUUGUUUCUGUUUUCUGUAACUAGAAACACUGCCAAACUUUAAAUAUUUAUUAUGAUUGUGAAGGAAUGUAUUGGGCUGCUUUUCUUUAUUGGGAUGAUUGGUCAUUGAAUACUGUAUUUUUUUAUUCCGUUGGGAUGACAUUUUGCUGUGUGCCUCUGAAUCAUUCAAUUUGCAGGUGAGCAAUCUGUUUUUCAAUAAAUCUUGUGUAAAAAUAAA